AACCAUCUACAAUGCAAUUAUGUACUCGUAUUCUCCUAUCGAAAGGCAUUUUUUUACAAUAAGUUAAAGUACUGUACUUUAAUGUGCGUCCCAGAUACCAGAGUAACAGACUCCACGGGGCACGGCCACACGAGACGAGUUAACCAGAAUUACUUACGUCUUACCACCUACGGUACUCUGUAUUUGCUUUUCCAUAUCUACUAUUUGAUUUUCCAGUCUUUUUUUACAGUCACUUCAGCUUUCCAGCGUCAAGAAAUAUUUACUAAAUAUAUUGUUUCUUUGAUGAUAUUUUUGGAGAUUGGAAUUCUGUAUUAUUGUUGAUUGUCAUCCCGUUUGUAGCAAGGCAGGGACUUGGAGUAACGCUGCAAGAUGAAUUAAUCGGAACAUUAAUCACCGUAUUUACGAUUAAUAUUUAUCCUUAACUCCUGUGUAAACAGUAAACUGCUUCACUACGUGACUACAGUGCUUUUUCUACGAAACACUGAAGUUGGUCUUCGAUUCCAACAUUAAGUGUUAUGUAAGUCAGCCGAUCACUACGCAGUCUUCACUAUUGGAAAAUGGAUGAUUCCAAACCAUCCUUUAUAUAUCCCAGUCACUCCGACGUAAAACACACCAUGAACGGACAGUUUGAGCGUGGCGAAUCCGAUUCCAGUGAAACGGAAAGCGAGGACGAGAUGGAAUCUGCCAACGAGGGGGAGAGUCCCGUUGUGGCGUAUGCGCACCCAUCGUUACAUCGUCCACAUCUACGCAGUCCCUCAUCGGAGGAAAGCUCUUCCGUGCAUUCUAAACCUCCAUCCCUGGCGUCGCACUCGCGUCUCUCCACUCCCAUCGAAUCCUACUCCGAACAACACGAACGCCGUUCCUCGUCGCGCUCCGUUAAGCGAAAGAAGUUCGCCGAUGAGAUCGUGGAAGCCAGUCUGCGACCAGCCUAUUAUCGGCAUCGCUCGGGCGAGCAUCAUCGCAGCAGUCCAUCGAAAUUGCACCCGGGAAUGUCGCCUGCGUCGUCGUAUUCCAGUUCGAUGGAGAGUCCUCGCCCCGCUCACAGUCGUCUUCCCCAUGCUCCGUCAGCGCCGUCCCUUAAUCCGCGGGGCAAUGAUCUCGUCAAAGUGGAAAAGCUGCUGAAACGGAAAUCCGAACUGGGGAAGGGCGAGAAGAGGAAAGACGGGACGAAGAAACAGCGAACGGACUCGUCGGGGUUCUUCUAUGGUGGAGAAUUUCAAAUGGCUGAGGAAGCUCCAGAGCGUCAUUUCUGGAGCGGUAAUGCACGAUUUGGCGCUGAAGAUCUUCGCGUUAAAGGGAAGGAUACUAAAUCAGUCUCGAAGCACAGCAGUUCGAAAAAGCCUCGUGUGGAUGACGAAUCUCGGCGACAGUGGACUGCCAUGGACGACUUGAAGCUGAUAACUGCGUUGCAGCAACUGUGUGACUUUCAGCUAGUGGCCAAGUAUGUUUCUUUCAGCAUCAAACUGGACGCCGCUGCGCUGGAACAUUACUGGACACAGCUGUUAGACGAUCCACGGGUGUGUCGCUUGUCCAUAGAUGGACUGGAUAAAAUCCCCUUGGACACCAUUCAGCGUAUACGGAAAAUGAAGUUCCUGACGACGGCCGAAGAGGAGGCCAUCAGGAGCGUUACACCAGGCCAUGCUAACCUCGAGACAUUCGAGAAACUGAUACGAUCUCACGCUCAUAUUUUCUUCCCGGGGCGAACGCCUGAAGAUUGCCUGGUCACGUGGAAAUAUUUGUCACAGAGAAUCAAGACCGAGUUCGGUGCUGCACCUCCGCUAACAAAUCCUGAAUUACCAGAGGAUCUGGAAGCGGCCCGGCUGCGGAAUCGCAUCCGAGACGUGCAGACCCGGGCCAGCUGUUUCGGAAAGGAACUUAUCAGCCUAACAAAUCACUUAAACUAUCGAUCCAAGCAUAUUGCUUGCGAAGUGGCCUAUCUGAAGGCACUGGGUGAACGAGUGGGCAGUGGCACGCUGCCCGAUCAGACACGACCAAAAUUUCAACGGGACUUGAAAAGCGCCCUGGCCUGCCUGAGCGGCGUUUGUGUGGAUUACGCUAUCACGACGGACGAGGUGACGUUUGGAUAUUCCGAUGAGAAUGUCACGGUGGAUGUUGAUCUCAGUCUGGAGGGGAAUAUCGUUAAUCUCCAGCCGCUGCAGGGCACGAUCUUUCUGGACGUAGAAGGUAAUUUCCACAUCGAGAAUCAGGGCGCCUUUGAAAUCGCCGUCAAUGGAAUGACAUUAUUGGCUAAUGAGGACGCUGAACUGCGAGACGAUUCAACCCUGGAAGUAGGCACGCUGACCUUUCAGUUCUAUACCAAUCCCGGGGCCAUUCGGAAACACGUUGAACGAGCGGUCAUGGAGUAUACAAAUCGUGUCCGGGGUGUACGCAAUCAUCAGAAUACGGCGCCGCAGAAUGUGCCGCCUGAAGCGGAAAGCGAGUCGGAUGUGGACGACGAAAACGGGAUGGAGCAAAAUGGGCUGGAUAGCAGUCAGUCGGGCAACGAUUCCCAGACGGAUUCGGACGAAGACGAUGAUGAACCUGGCCGCUUGACUAUGAAUAUUAACGGUGCAAUGAAUGCCGUUCACUAUGACUGAAGCCUGAAUAGAUUAAUUGUUGAUCGCAUGGUUGAGACUGGUGUUUUCUGAUUUGCAUUUUUUGGUUUGCGUUUGUAAACUACUUUCUUAAUCUGUUCGAAAAUGCAGGUGGCAUGUGAAUGUUCGGUAUCUAGUAAUCUACUAGCUGCUGUUAUUAAUUGUAGAAUGUUUAAUUAUUAAACGUACCUUUCUAUUAAAUCAUGGGUUUGCAUGCGAGGUUGCUGUUUUUGACUGCCUUUAAAGUUUAAACUGUUGCACCCGGGACUCUUUUUCGUUGUUUGCAGGUACGA
Molecule: messenger RNA, 2887 nt
Organism: Paramacrobiotus metropolitanus
Lineage: Eukaryota; Metazoa; Tardigrada; Eutardigrada; Parachela; Macrobiotidae
Exons: 2
Coding region: 558-2597 (679 amino acids)
Biological process (GO): positive regulation of transcription by RNA polymerase II
Cellular component (GO): MLL1 complex; NSL complex; Ino80 complex
Molecular function (GO): G-quadruplex RNA binding
Source: RefSeq, a predicted model, not a curated record